AUGUCCAACAGUAGUUUCCUCACCCAGUUCCUUCCCCUGGCAUUUGCAGACAUGCGGGAGCUGCAGCUCUUGCACUUCUGGCUCUUCCAGGGCAUCUACCUGGCUGCUCUCCUGAGCAAUGACCUCAUCAUCGCCAUAGCCUGCGACCACUACCUCCACACGCCCAUGUACUUCUUCCUCCUCAACCUCUCCCUCCUCGACCUGGCCUCCAUCUCCACCACUGUCCCCACACCCAUGUCCACUUGUCUCUGGGACACCAGGACCAUCUCCUUUGUAGGAUGUGCUGCACAGGUCUUUUCUUUCUUUUUCUGUGCUACAGCAGAGUUUUAUCUUCUCACCAUCAUGGCCUAUGACCACUGCAUUGCCAUCUGCAAAUCCCCAGGGACCCUCCUGGGCAGCAGGGCUUGUACCAGCAUGGCAACAGUUGCCUGGGGCAGUGGUUGUCUUUAUGCUUGGCUACACACUGCCAAUGCCUUUUCAAUACCACUCGACCAAGGCAAUGUCCUGGACCAGUUCUUCCAUGAAAUCCCCCUGAUCCUCAGGCACUCCUGCUCAGACUCCUACCUCAAGAAAGCUGGACUUGUCAUGGUUAGUACCUUUUUUCUUUUGUUUUUUUCUCAUUUUCAUCAUGCUGUCCUAUGCGGAGAUCUGAAGAUCCCCUCUGAGCAGGGAUUGCACAAAGCAUUUUCUAUGUAUCUCCCUCACCUGGCCAUGGUCUCCCUGUUUCUCAGCACUGGCAUAUUUGCCUACCUGAAACCCCACACCAUCUCCUCCCCAUCUCUGGAUCUGGUGGUGGCAGUUCUGUUCUCAGUGGUCCCUCCAGCAGUGAACCUCCUCAUCUAUAGCAUGAAGAACAAGGAGCUCAAGGAUGCCAUUAAGUGA
Aptenodytes forsteri (emperor penguin) is the source of this 882-nucleotide messenger RNA. RefSeq names its product olfactory receptor 14A16-like. NCBI's taxonomy places the organism in Eukaryota, Metazoa, Chordata, Aves, Sphenisciformes, Spheniscidae. Gene Ontology annotation, biological process: G protein-coupled receptor signaling pathway. Gene Ontology annotation, cellular component: membrane. The record is from RefSeq and is a predicted model, not a curated record. Gene Ontology annotation, molecular function: G protein-coupled receptor activity; olfactory receptor activity.